This is a messenger RNA of Paraglomus brasilianum, 723 nucleotides long. The record is from the annotation of a GenBank genome assembly. Lineage: Eukaryota; Fungi; Glomeromycota; Glomeromycetes; Paraglomerales; Paraglomeraceae.
AUGGAACGGUUUCAUUUGUUGGUGCCAUUGAUAAUUGCAUUCUUGGUCUUGGGUGCUGCACGCAGUGAUGAUGUUCCAGAUCAAUUAUAUGCGAUAUUAUCUCAUCCAUCAAUGCAAAACAAUGUGGUGAAUACAUCUUCGGCCGACCCAAAUAACCCGCUUAAAUCUGCUUUGACUCUUGAUACCGUUGUACUUUUAUCAACAUCCAAUGAGAUUUUAUUCAAUGUGCAGGUUAUGGCUAUUGCGCAAAUGCGGGUGGUUGCUGUCUGCAGGGAGAAGGUUGUUGUACAAACUAUUGCUGCCCUUAUGGAUCGAGCGGAGUUUGUUAUGCCACCGGGUGCUGUUCUAGUACGGCAACUUGCUGCAGUGACAAUAUACAUUACUGGUACAGUUUGUUGCAAUGACGGAACAAAUAGAUGCGUUACUCCGAGUCAACUGGACAGCAAUAAGAAAUGCUGCUCGACGGACACAUAUCCAGUUAAUGGCAUUUGCUGUUCAAAGGAAUCCUACAGAAGCGAUGGUGUUUGCUGUCCUCCGGACAAACCUAUUGCUAGUGAUAACCAGUGUUGUCCUAGAGAUAUGAACGUUACAAAUGGUGUAUGUUGCCCGAAGAAUAUGAUGGGUAUUGAUAACCAAUGUUGUCCUCAGAAUAACGCUGUUAUUGAUGGAAAAUGCUGUCCCCAGGAUUCAAUCGGCAGCGAUGGUCAUUGUAUAUCCAGGUAA